AAGUAAAAUAUCAUCAUGCAGGAUCUGGCCAGCCGGUCAAACCCGUUAAUCGAGCAACCUCAUCCGUGUACUACCGUUUCCGUGUGAGGGAUCUAUUCAGGGGGUUCAGUCGGUUAACUGUGUUAUCAGUAUGAGAGCUGUGUCGUUAAAGCGGCCGCUCCUCAUUUUUGGGGGGAUUGGGCUCCUCUUGUACAUUGGCAUGUUUCUAAAGAGUGGGUAUGAUGAGCGCACGGCGGGGGCUGACACCGUGGACGCGCCGCGGAUGGUCAGGAGCUUCUCUGACCUGGAGGAAAGCAUCAGCAAUCUCCACAAAGUGCUCAGAGCUUUCGAGCAAAAGCAGGAUAUCAUGCAGAAACUGCUCGAAGAAGACAGAGGCAUACGGAAAAAAGCCGCAGAGGUCGAACAGGAACCAGUCAAAAAGCAGCCGGAGCCGAAAGAGCAACCUGAAGCAAAGAUCCAGGAACCAAAGGAGGCCCCCAAAGAGAAAAAGACCAACAAAGUGUUCCCCUCCUCUGCUCUGUUCAAGGAGUGGGGAGAGAAUCUUUCUGAGGUCGACCAAAGAGAGGCAGAGGGGAUGUUUCAAAAGUAUGGAUACAACGUUUUUCUCAGCGAUCGUCUCCCUCUGGAUCGAGCUCUUCCAGAUACAAGAGAUUCAAGGUGUGCAAACAAGACUUACCCAAAGGACCUGCCAAAUGUCGGAGUGGUGCUGAUCUACCUGAACGAGGCCCUGUCUAUCCUCAAAAGAGCCCUGCGCAGCAUCAUUGACCGCACCCCCAAAAACCUGCUGAAGGAGAUAAUAAUGGUGGACGACAAUAGCUCUAAUGAGGACCUGAAGGAGGACCUUGACAAUUACGUGAAGUCACUCGAGAAGCAGAACCCGGGUCUCCGUAUUACAAGAGUGAGGCACACUGAGCAGAAAGGCCUCGCUCACGCCAGGGCUUCUGGGUGGAGGGCUGCCACUGCAGACGUGGUGGCCAUCCUGGAUGCACACAUCGAGGUCCAUGAGAUGUGGGCUGAACCCUUGCUGACACAGAUCAAAGGUGACCGAACAGUGGUGGUGUCCCCUGUGUUCGACAGAGUCAACUUUGAUGACCUCAAGGUUAUUCAGUACCUUCCAGCAGCACACGCCUUCGACUGGGCUUUGUGGUGCAUGUAUGAAGGUUUUACGCCUGAGUAUUACAAACUCAAUGACGGCUCAUUGCCUGGAAAGAGUCCAUCCGUUAUGGGGAUCUUUGUCGCCGACAGGACGUUUCUUGGAGAAAUUGGAGUCCUUGAUGAAGGAAUGAAAGUGUACGGCGGAGAAAAUGUUGAGCUGGGAAUUCGUGUGUGGACGUGUGGAGGCAGUGUUGAAGUGGUUCCAUGCUCCAAGGUCGCCCACAUCGAGAGGUACCACAAGCCCUACCUGCCUGACCUCAGCCCCGCCAUGAAGAGAAACGCCCUGAGGGUAGCAGAAGUCUGGAUGGACGAAUACAAACACAACAUCAACUUAGCUUGGAACAUACCAUUUGAGAACCACGGCAUUGACAUCGGGGAUAUCACUGAGAGGAAAAAACUCAGAGAGAGGCUGAACUGUAAACCUUUCAAAUGGUACCUGGAUAACGUGUAUCCCAAGCUGGAUCCCUGGGACAACCUACUUGGCUUUGGAGGAAUGAAGAAUCUUGAUGCCGACAUGUGCAUAGACCAAGGCCCGGUGCCAGGUCACACACCCAUCGCCUAUGGCUGCUAUUACUAUGGACCUCAAUAUACUUAUUAUCGUGAAAAUGGCGAGCUCUACAUCGGCGGCAUCAAGUCCCACAAGUACAAUGACAACCGGUGUCUAACUGACGUUGGCCAAAAAGAAUCUGUGCCUGGGCUAUACAACUGCAAAGAAGCCAUGCAGAAGGGAAUGGGGAUUUACUGGGACUUCACUCAGGGCAAAGAGCUGAAGAACAAACAGACAAAAAGAUGUCUGGAGAUUAUAAAAAGCACACUUCUAAUACAAGAAUGCACUGGCCAAAGAUGGGAAAUCCAAAACAUAAUCAAAGCCUUUUAAAGUGUGUGCGUGGCCAACAAGAAAUGCACUUCUCAGCUCGUAGGUCAGUGGAUAAUAACACCUGAAUGUGUGAAAUGUAAAAGAAAGUCAAUGAAAUUUGACUGCCGAUCUGACUUCUGUAAUUAUUGAAAUAUAUCUGGGAUGUAAAAAGUUGUUUAUAGAUCUUGUGAAAUGUAUUGACUCUUCCCUAUAAAAACAUCUUAUGAAUGGACAUUUCAUAUAAGUAAUUCUUAUUUUUACUAUUUAUUCAUCUUCCUUCUUUGUGCAUCAGCUGUUUAGGCCAGGUUAUUUUGAUUAACGUUAAAGGACCAGUGUGUGAGACUUAGUGGCAUCUAGCAGUGACGCUGCAGAUAAACCGAGCACCACUUGUGACUAUCUACAGCCAGUGUUUGUCCAUUCUGGGCUACUGUAGAAAUAUGUCGGUUCAACAUGCCAGACUCCACGAAAGGCAACACGCGGCGGCUGUAGAUAAAAAAGGCUCAUUCUGAGGUAACAAAAACACAACGAUUCCUUUAUUCAAGUGAUUUAAACACUAAAGAAAACAUACCUAUGAAUAUUAUAUUCCAUUUGCCGAUAGAUCCUCCUAAAUGUAACAAACUGGACCUUUUAACUAUACUAACCUGAAGUGUGGGAAUUGCUCAAGUGGACUUCCAAUUUCCAAUUUACAAGAGAACAAUUGAGCAAAUUUCAUAUUAUUUGGUUCUAUUUCUUUCAUGUUUUAAGGUCCAAAUGUAUAACUGAUUAAAUUCUUCUGACUGUCGUAUCCACUGUGCUGAUCAGAUUAAAUGCAUUAAAGGGAAGCUGUCAAGGUUAUUUGAUCGUCUAACACUUUGGGAAUAACAAUCAGAUCAGUGGAUUUUACUAAAACCAGGAGUCUGCUUCUCUUACAUCAUUUAAUGAAUCCAUUCUCUCACAAGCGUUUAUCCUGCAAACUCGGUUGGUCUGACUUGUCAGGCUUUGUUUCCUUUGAUACAAACUGACAACAAACAAAAAGAAGUUUAGUGGAGUUAAUGCUGUAAUGAGCAUUAACUCUGGUUGGUAAUAUGCAAGCUGUUUGCCUUUAUGUGUAUAUUUAUAGGUAUUGUAUGGAAGAGAGCAUUACUGACACAGCAUUUGACCUCAGGCUGCUUAUAAAGGACAUAACCCACUACCUCUACUCAGACACUAAUGCACAUGUUUGGAUUUUCCUCACGUUAAAACCUGGGGCUUAACAAAAGUUACGUGUUUAAGCUAUGCCUUGCUUAAAUUAGGUCUUGGCUGUACUGAAUUUGAAGAAAAACAAUAACUAAUAUUUUACUGUGCAUCAUCAAAAAACAUCACGAAAGUGGCCUCCACCCAGAGAAAGGUGGUAAGGUAAAGGUGAAGGAUGAGUGAAUGAAGUAAAUACAAAUGAAGGUAUAGAAACAGUGGCUUAAGAAAACAAUGAGUUGAUAGAUGAGUAAAUGACAGGAUGAGUGCAGGUCACACAGAACUUGAUAAUCAGGUCACCUUCUACAAAGACUUCCUUUAAGAACGACAGUUUCCACAGGUUUAAAUCUGUACUGUUAAAACAACCCACAAUUGUACUUGAGGCAGGGCGGUGUCUUCUGUUUGGACAGUUAUUACUGGCUGGGUGUUUUACCUGUGUCCUAGUAUCCGUGGCAAACAUAGGUCCCCUUUAUGCAGAAUGGUUGUAGGUACUGAGUUCAUUUUUAUAUAAAGGAUCUUGGUGUUUUCUAAAGGCUUGUUGAACUAUAGAAUCAUUUAUACAUUUUUUUUGUGUGGUGUCAAGGAAAGGGACAGCCAUAUUUGGGAUUUGGUUCAUAGAUUUACAGACAAUGGGGGGAUUGGUAGUUAGGAGUGUUUUUACUUACAGCAUACCUCAGGAUAAUAUAUGUUUUGUUGAGACCAAGGCCUGUGUUUGAAAUAUUUUCAUAUAUUGAAUUUUUAAUAUAUAUAUGUGGAUUUGGAAAUAAAAUUGAUUUGUAAAAGUGA
Dicentrarchus labrax (European seabass) is the source of this 4006-nucleotide messenger RNA. Its product is annotated as probable polypeptide N-acetylgalactosaminyltransferase 8. The coding region runs from base 131 to 2032 and encodes 633 amino acids. Lineage: Eukaryota; Metazoa; Chordata; Actinopteri; Moronidae. Gene Ontology annotation, cellular component: Golgi apparatus. The record is from RefSeq and is a predicted model, not a curated record. The transcript has 11 exons.